AUGUCUGAGUUGACUUUUUGCUUCCUGAGUCGGUGUCUUCAAAGCCGAAAUACAAUAAACCUUCUAGCAAUAGCUCAAAGAUGACAACUUCUACAAACUUGAAUAGCCUUGCUAGUCUUAAAAAUGAGGGACAAUGAUACAAAAUUCCAAGGGCCCUCCAAAAAAACAAAAAAAUUUUUGUUCGUUCACGAAUUUUUUUUAUUUGUUCAAAUUUUAAAAUAUCCCGAUUAGAUAUAAUUUUAAAGCAAACAUUAAUUUAAUUUCAAAAUUUAUGUUUUAAAUGCAAGCUGUUUAAAAUUAAAUAGAGCUAGCAAGAGAUUUCAUUAUAAUUAUAAUUUAUAUUUCAAAUAUUUUUUCAUAAAGAUUUUAUAUUAAAAAAACUUGUGUUCGCUCACGGGGUGGAUUUUUCCAAUAGGAGGAGUUUUGUUCACUCACGGGGGGGGUUGGAGUAAAGAACAAGUUUAUAUUUUUCAAAAAAAAAGAUUUUAUAUUUAUCGCCUAAGCCAAAAGGAAGGCUAUAG
This is a messenger RNA of Blepharisma stoltei, 521 nucleotides long. Lineage: Eukaryota; Ciliophora; Heterotrichea; Heterotrichida; Blepharismidae. The record is from the annotation of a GenBank genome assembly.